Rhea pennata is the source of this 1956-nucleotide messenger RNA. Its product is annotated as collagen alpha-1(VII) chain-like. The coding region runs from base 1 to 1956 and encodes 651 amino acids. NCBI's taxonomy places the organism in Eukaryota, Metazoa, Chordata, Aves, Rheiformes, Rheidae. Gene Ontology annotation, cellular component: extracellular matrix. The record is from RefSeq and is a predicted model, not a curated record. Gene Ontology annotation, molecular function: serine-type endopeptidase inhibitor activity. The transcript has 26 exons.
AUGCGGGGACCCCCGGGACAGGACGGACCUCCCGGCCUGAAGGGGGACACUGGCUUGCCAGGCCCACCGGGACCCCCAGGCUUGGCAGGUGUUGCCGGGACCCCAGGUCAGCCUGGCCUGAGGGGAGACAACGGGCAGCCGGGCCCACCGGGUCCCCCCGGAGAGAGGGGUCUGAUCGGCUUUCCUGGGAGAGAUGGCACGUCUGGACCAGUGGGACCACAGGGCCCCCCGGGGCCAGCGGGGGCACAAGGGGCGUCAGGCCUGAAGGGUGACAAGGGGGACCCGGGGGUUGGGCUGCCGGGAGCCAGAGGCGAGCGAGGAGACCCAGGCCCGCGGGGUGAAGACGGGCGCCCAGGGCUGGAAGGCGACCGCGGGCCAGCGGGCUUGCCUGGGAACCGUGGGGAGCGUGGGGACAAGGGAGACGUCGGGGCCGCGGGACCCAAAGGAGACAAGGGCGACACCAUGGUGGUGGAGGGGCCUGCCGGAGCGCGGGGCAGCAAGGGGGAGCCGGGAGAGCGUGGCCUGAAGGGCUCUGAAGGGGACAAGGGGGACAAGGGGGAGCCAGGCAUCCCCGGAGAGAAGGGAGCACGGGGCGAGCAAGGCGACAAGGGCUCCACGGGCUUCCCCGGGGCACGUGGCCCCGGCGGGCAGAAGGGAGAAGUCGGCGCGUCGGGAGAGCCUGGCGAGCCGGGCCAGCCGGGACGGGACGGCAUCCCUGGAGCCCGGGGAGAGAAGGGCGACAUGGGACCCCUGGGCAUGCGCGGCCCCAAGGGCGAUCGGGGCGUGAAAGGCGCCUGUGGCCUCGAUGGGAACAAGGGCGAGAAGGGAGAGCCGGGGAUCCCAGGCCGCUCCGGGCUGCCGGGGAGGAAGGGUGAGCCGGGAGAGCUGGGCCUGCCAGGAGCACCAGGCAUCCCCGGGAAGGAGGGACUGAUGGGGCCCAAGGGCGACCGGGGAUUCGACGGGCAGCAGGGAGCCAAGGGGGACCAGGGGGAGAAAGGAGACCGGGGCGCUCCAGGCAUUAUCGGCGCCCCCGGCCCGCGGGGCAGCGAUGGGGUGCCCGGCCCCCCCGGCCCACCGGGCAGCGUUGGGCCACGUGGUCCCGAGGGCAUGCAGGGCCAGAAGGGGGAGAGGGGCCCUGCCGGAGAGUCGGUGACGGGGGCCCGUGGCGUGCCCGGCAUCCCCGGCGAGAGAGGAGAGCAGGGCAGCCCGGGCAGCCAGGGUCUCCGUGGGGAGAAGGGCGAGCCGGGCAUGACGGAGGAGGAGAUCCGGGCCUUUGUCAGGCAGGAGAUGAGCCAGCACUGCGCCUGCGGAGGCCAGUUCCCACGCCUGGAUUCACGUGAGCACUCAGGUUUCGGCAUCCGUUCCUUCUCCCUCCCUCCGCAGGUCUCCCGGGGGCUGGAGGUUGCCAGGGCCCUCCAGGAGCCCGUGCGCCCCUGGCCAGUGCCAGGAACACCAGGCUGGCAUCCGCACUGUAAGGGCAGGCUGGAGCCCUGCAUCGGGGCCAUGGCAGUCCCUGGAGGAGCGCACGAGGAGGAGGAGGAGGGUCUCCUCCCUAACUAUCCAUCCACCCAACCGUUCCCGCCUCUCAAUGCCCAUGUAGUCCCUGUGCUUAAGUUGUCGCACACUGAGGAAGAGGAGGGGCAGGACACGCAAGUCGUAGCCGAUGCCAGCGACCUUGAGUACGAGAGCGUGUACGCGGAGGAGGACUACGACGAGUCCCUGGAGGCGGGCGGCGUGGGGCAGCCCCUGAUGAGUGACGCCCACCCCUGCAGCCUGCCGCUGGAUGAGGGCGACUGCCGCCGGUACACGCUGCGCUGGUACUACAACCAAAGAGCCGCCGAGUGCCGGCCCUUCGUCUACGGCGGCUGCCGGGGCAGCCUCAACCGCUUCGAGAGCAGGGAGGACUGCGAGCGGCGGUGCGGGCGCCGGGCGCCGGGGCCCUCGGCCGGCGGCUGA